AUGGCUUUGUUUGAAGAGGUUGAAUCAUUUGAUAAAGAAAAAUGGACGUUGGUAUUUGACGGUGCUUAUAAUGGAUUAGGGCAUGGAAUUGGAGUCAUUUUGAUUUCCCCAGAAAAUCAGUUCAUUCCAUUUACGGCUAGAUUGUGUUUCGAUUGUACAAACAAUAUUGCAUACUAUGAGGCAUGUGUCAUGGGCAUUAAAGAAGCCAUUGAAUCAAAGGUAAAAGUUCUUGAGAUAUAUGGAGAUUCAUUAUUGGUCAUCAAUCAGACAAAAGGACAGUGGGAAACACAGGAUGCCAAAUUGAUUCUGUAUCAUACGCAUAUCAAAGAAUUGACAAAAUGUUUCGAGAAAAUCACUUUUCACCAUAUUCCUCGAGAGGGAAACCAAUUGGCUGACACCUUGGUCACAUUGUCAUCAAUGUUCAAAACAAGCAUCGGUCAGGAUGUGUCGGUCAUAAAAAUUCAACAAAAGAAUAAGCAAGCAUAUUGCUUAUCAAUAGAAGAAGAGCCAGAUGGCAUGCCAUGGUUAUAUGAUAUCAAAUCAUAUGUCAAGAAUAAGGAAUAUCCAUUGGGUAUUUCAGAGAACGGAAAAAGGGUUUUGAGGAGGUUGUCAACGAACUUUUUCUUAAAUGGUGAUAGAAAAUCAUUCAAGAGGUUCUCCUCACCAUGGCCAUUUUCAUUGUGGGGAAUGGUUGUUAUUGGACUCAUCGAGCCUAAGGCUUCAAAUGGGCACUGA
Molecule: messenger RNA, 735 nt
Organism: Cicer arietinum (chickpea)
Lineage: Eukaryota; Viridiplantae; Streptophyta; Magnoliopsida; Fabales; Fabaceae
Molecular function (GO): nucleic acid binding; RNA-DNA hybrid ribonuclease activity
Source: RefSeq, a predicted model, not a curated record